GAUUGUCGUUGCUGUCAAAAAAUUUCUAUAUAUGGAAUGUAAAAAGAAAAUGAAAUCUUAAUAAGAAUGAAAACGUUUUGUGAAUAACGCUUGAGUGGUGAAGUUUUGAAACUUGAAUUGUAUGAGUGAUUUAAAUUUAAAUAUUUCUGAAUUAAAUACAAAAUAAAGUGCAUCAUGUAAUUUGCAACUGACGUAUGAAAAACUUUUUCAUAUGCAGAAAACUUUCAGUUCGGUGGACUUAAAUUAAAUUCCAUUAUCAGAGUGUGUAACAGAUUGAUAUAUAAAAUCUGAGCUCGGAAGCGAAUCAAUUCAACUGAAAUACAACUUACUUUAGAUGUUAACAAGCUGCUUAGCGAUUGCCUCAACAGUGGAGAUCUCGAUUAAGUCCCCAAGUGAUGUUUUCGCCGCCAUCAAUGGAAAUCUAAAUGAUGAGAGCUGUGCCACUUCACCAAUUGCCGACGCAUUGGAUACGAAAUCAUAUACAUCGAUGACAAAACAAUUGACUUCCAGCUCCUCUACAACGAAUCCCAACUGCGCCCUUCUACCCAGUGCAGCCAAUUCAGCCGGAUCUGUUGGCACGCUUAUCCUAUCGCCUCUUUCUUCGCCAGCAUCAAAUGUCGGUUUGGCACAUACCCAACCCGAUGUGAAUGUCGUUGAGACGGAUGGUUGUAAGGAUGCAAAAAUAUUGCAGAAGAGUACCAGUAAUUGCAACACGUUAGUGCCAAAUUCUCUUACCGCUGGCACUUUGGGCGCUAUUGGUUCGGUAAAUGAUGUGGCAUCUUCAGCAAAGGCAGGCAGUGAUGCCAGUGGGCGUUCGGCAGCGCUGGAGCGCGCCUAUGUCCACGACGUUUAUGAGCACUGUGAGGAGCCCACUGGGCCUAUUCGACCACGAAUAGCACAAUUUCUCAACAACUUAGAGCCGGGGGCUGUCGUCUGUGAUGUGGGCUGCGGCAGCGGUCGUUAUCUUACUCAUGGAAACCCAGCCAUAUGUACAGUGGGAGUAGAUCGGUGUCAUCGCUUGAGCAAAGUGGCGCGAGAAAAAGGUGGUGAGGUUAUGAUGGGUGACAAUUUGGAACUGCCAUUCCGUGAUGAAUCAUUUGAUGCGGUCCUUUCGUUGGCUGUUGUCCAUCACUUUGCUACCACUGAGCGCCGUGUGAGUGCUCUCCGAGAGUUGGCGCGGAUAUUGCGCAUUGGUGGCCGUGUAAUUAUAACAGUGUGGGCACUUGAGCAAAGACAUCGCCGUUUUGAGUCACAAGAUGUACUCAUUCCAUGGCAGCCUCCUAAGAUUCGUAAUCUAAGCUGUUCGGAUGAGGAGGAUGAUGAUAGCUUCCUUCCACCGUAUCAUGCCUACACCGAGGAUUCAACAAAUUCAAGUCGAUCAGCUGGUGAUGGAGAUAGCUCCAGUUUGUCUUCAUCGUCGCCUGGUGAGUCGUGCUAUAGCUUUGUCCGGCGUGCUAUUCAAAAACUGGCUAGUGGCCGAAGACACCCUUGGUUUCUGGACUCAUGGACGUCCAAAGAAACAAAAAAUGACAGCAGUCUUGAUUUUGAAGAUGUGAAAGACCUACCUAUUGAACUUCGGCGUCUCGAAGACUCUGAAGAUUUUCACGAUCCACCACUUUCAGCGGGUCUGAAAUCACGGAGUCUUGGUAGUAUACUUAAUCCGCCACCGCGCCAAAUAGUGCGCUCCCGAUCCAGCGUCCCAAGUCUAGGAGGAACUAUUCUUCAUGUAGACGUUAGCCAAAAGCCGGGAACGUCGGCUGCAACUUACUCCUUACAAAAUGCUCUUCAAGCAAUGGACAAUUGCAAUGCCGCUACAGGUAUUGGCACCACAAACAACGUUUCACCAACGAAGUUAAUUAAGGCAUCCAAUGUAAAAAGCUUGAACAGCAACACUUCAUUAGGACGACGCCCAAAGUUAAUCAAACAGAAAAAAUCCCUUUGUGAUGAAGAAUAUCAACUGCCAGAAAAUCCAUUUCAUAUGAUAAGUACCUGUAAUAGUAAUAAUAAUAGCGUCAGCAGCAAUUUGUACCUACGCAGCGGCUGUUAUUAUAACAGCAAUAAUGGCAACGUUAACAGCCAGACGGGAGGAGCAGCAGCAAACCUCCAGAAUUUCCAACAUCAAUCGAGUUUUACCGCGCGGCAAAUGGUGCAAGCAAGUAUCUUUUUGCGAAAACAAAGUUCAUUAAAUGAAGAACUCAUGGCCGUCAAUCGAUUGCGUGAAAAGGAAAGGGUUCGCAAACGUAUUCAGAAACAGACUUCUUUAAAUGAGGCCUUUCUUUGCCGAUCCGCAAUGUUCUCUAAGAAGUUACAUGUCAUACGUGAGAGUUUCACAAAGAAAAUGAAAACUUCUACGGGCAGUUUUGAAAGAGCCACUAAAACGGGAUUGAACAAGCUGGUGCAAAACCUAACCUCUUACAUAACACCAGAAGCAACAAGUUCGGGUCCGUCAGAAAGAACAGUCGGUGAAACAGGGCUAAACAGUACCGCUCAACAGCCUGCGAACGCCCCAAAAUGCAAUAAGUAUCACCAUCAUCACCAUCACCACCAUCACUACGUGCAACAGCAACUUCAACAGCAACAAUCCCUUAAUCUUCAAAAUUACCAUCGCCAACAAGGUGCUUCCAUGCAUGCCCUUGAAAAAGGUUCGCCCUCAACCAACUUGCAAAAGCAAUUGUCACUUGGAGGCAACGUUAAUAAAUACGCUGGCCCGGUAACAUAUUGCAACAGUGCUGACUGCACCACCUCGGUUUGCUAUUGCAGCACAUACCACUAUACAGGUUGCAACACGUUUUGCACCACUAACGAUUGCCAUGAAAAUAAGGAGGAAAAGGCACGCCGACACUCGCGGGAGUCCGGUUCGGACUCCUCUAAAGACAGCAGCCUACAGUCGGAUACCAGUAUCGAGUCUGAAGAUAGUUUCGCCUCGGUUAUUUUCAUUCCGAAACCUGAACAGCAUCAGCAGCAACUUAACUACCAGCAACAGCAUCAAAGUUCUAAUUCGAGUUCGAGCAAUUCGUCUUCAAUCAAUGGUGGUGACAGCGGAAGCGGAGGCGGCUGUCAUGCAUAUGGAAAUUGUUGCCAACAAAAUAACGGUAAUUGCAAAAUACAAUCCAAUGGCAACCCUGUCAGUUGUAUUACAUGCCUUAAACAUCAACCACAUUCACACCAGCAGCGAUUGCCCUCUGUGCCUACAUCCCCUUUGAUUAUGCCAUGCCCACCCACUCCCGCGCAUUCUCCAGCAGCCAUACAAGCGGUGGUUACUUCACCUCCUCGAACAGUAGCGGCCGUAACCGCCGCAAUGGCUAUACUGACUCCACCUUCAAACAAUGUAUGUGACGCGAAAGAAAGUCUAAAUUCCAAAAUUUACGCUAAAAAUACCGAAUAUGCCGAAACCGCUGAGAAUCGAUUCAACUUCGAUGAAGCGCACAUCAAAAAACACGAAAAUGACAAAGAGGAACAAAAAGAGAAAAAUGACAAAGUUGAACGAAAGAACGAAAUCGCUGCUAAAAUAACCAAGCAGAUUAUCAAGAACCUGCCUCCUAUCCCUAAAUUUCGUAAGCAGCAAUCCCUGCAAGCAAUCCGUCAAAACUUUCCGAUAGUACGACGUUGUUCAGCCACCUCCACCUCAUCCAUACCUAGCAUACCGAAACUUAUGUCUCUUGAGCUUUUCAACCCCGCCACCGACGAUUUAGACAGCGACUCUAGCGAGGCGUCUACUCCAAACUCCAUUGAUAGCGUGAUUAGUACUGGUAAAUCGAAUACGACAGCAAUUUCCUCGGAACAAACCCAUAUGAAAACAUCACCAACAUCCGAUCAAUGUGAAGAAUUGGACCUCAAUAAAAGCGAAGAACCUGAAUCCGAGCAAAUAGCCAAAGGCAAAAAGCAACAGUAUUGCCCUGCCGAGCUGCAAAUUGACAGUGCGUUUCCUCAUAACAUAUUUUUGAAUGAAGAAGACAGUUGUCCUAUACCUCCAGCUCAGGGAGGCGUGAAUGCAAAUGUGAUUUCUGUUGCUAAAAAGGAGCAGGACUUUGCUGAGUUUGCUGAACAACUAAACGUGCAGUUAUUACGAAAAAUCGAGGACAAAAACGGCUCUGAUGAGUGUGCAACUUCAGAAGUUAAUAGCGAAACUGGUGAUAAUUUAGACUCGCAUAUCAGCGCGUCGGCAGAAAGCCUAAAUAAAAAGCGCAACAAUGAGUUGCGAGACUUGUCGUCAAUCCGUGAGGAACUGCGAGAACGACGCUUAAUGUUGGCGAAUCUUUCUACACAACCAAGUCUGCAGCAAUCUCCAACCUCUUCGACAUCAUCCUUGUCCUCGCAAACUAGAAGUUUCACUAUCCACGAGGAAAACGAAGAAGAAAGUGAUGAACGGAGUUACUCCCUGCAGCUGUAUGAAAAUUGCAAAAUAUCGAAAAUUAAUUACAAACGAAACCGGCCAUACAAUUUAAAUCCAGAAACAGCUUAUCUACUGCAAGAUGAAGGGGACAUAUUUGAAGAAGAAGAAGAACUCGAUGUCUUGCCAGUGCAAGCAGAACACCAGGAAACUCGAUCUCAAUUGAAAUAUCAAAGCCAAAUCAAUGCUCGGCCUAGCAAAAAUACAAUUAGGGUCGAUUCGGGCGAAUCUGGGAUAGCCGCAGAGAAGGAAGAAAAUACCAAUAAAGAGAAAGAUAAAGACAUGGAAAAACAAAAAUCACUCCACAAUCGACAAUCAACAGAAUCGUGGGGUAAUUCCAACAGCUCAACUGGAUCUCUCGAAAGCCCCUCGCAAGGGGGCGCCACAACACACCACCGCUAUUAUCACGUUUUCCGCGAAGGAGAGCUCGAUGCAUUGAUCAACCAUCACGUAACCAGUCUACACAUAGUAUCUUCGUACUACGAACGGGCCAGUUGGUGUGUGGUUGCGGAAAAGGUUCAAGUCUGGACCAUAUAAACCAAAUUACUGAACUACAACAAUAAUUUAUUUAAAAAUUACCAAAACUACUGAACUAUGAGAGUCCCGGCUCAAUAUUUAUCCACGCAAUAUCGAAAAGAAAUUGCCAGUGUUGCCACACGUCGUAGCUCUAAUUUAGUUAUAAUUCUAAGGGUAAACUCGAUUUAUCCUUUUCGCUUAGUGCAAAACUCGACGCGUACAUACAUACACUUGAAUUCCUAAGCUUUUUACAUCGAACCGAAUACUUAGUCGCAACGAAAAAUCAAACAAGUGGAUUGUACUUUACAAUAAAUAGCUGCUUUUAAACCACCUUGCUUUCAUAUAUACAAACAUACAUACGAAUCCCUUGCUAUUUUAGACGUUUUCCAAAGGCAAGCGCGCAUACAUGCAACGAUUUUUUCUUAAAAUAUUUGGAAUAUAAAUUAUUGCAUUGUACGAUUAUUGGUAAUUAACUGUAAAUAUUCACACACAUACUUAUAUACGCGUGAUUUCAACUACGAACUAAGAAAAUACAUUAAAUAUGAAUACAAAUGUACACCAUUUAAUCACCUAGUUUUUCGACACUUCUGAAUUAAAAUAAUUUUUGCAUUAAUAAGUGUAUAGAAAUACAUAUGAAUGUACAUUCGGAAAGCAUUCAUAUACUCUUAUAAAUAUUAACUGAAAUACGUGUGAUUAUGCAUACUCGUAUUCGUCAUACGUACAGGUAUAUCUUUCGAAUAGGCCAAUUAAUUAGGUUAGAUAGGUUUAACUGAUGACUUCAAUAGAACUCAUAUGUAAGUACAUUUUAAGUGGUAUUGGUAGGUUUAAGUGUGGAUUUACAUACAUAUACGAGUGGGAUUAAAAUGAAACAUAUUGAAACGUAUUUGAGUCUUUCUUAUCUACAAUAAGCGAAGCGGCCAACGGCUAUGUACUAACUCCACAAACCUACGCGCAUGCAUAUAUCUAUAUCAUAUGCAUGCACUCGCCUAUACAUACAUACAUACAUACAUACAUACACACCUACAUGUUGAUAGAUUAUUUUGAGAUUUAUAACAAUGCCAUAUAAAUUUUGUUUUACUGAUUUGUGCUUGAAGCGAUUAGGCAGAAUACUUGAAUGCAGUGUUAUACAAAUACAUGUAGCACAAAGCUUAUAUUAAAUGAAAACCAAUGUUGUACAUACCUAUUUAAGUACACAAAUACACGCAUACAUACGUAAGAAGUUCAUAGCUAAAAUAUGAUAUCAUAUAUUAACUUACGUCGCUCGAUUAGAAGACAUUAACGACCAGAAGUUCUUUCUUCGAAUUUAAUUCUAUGAGAAACAUACAUAUAUAUAAAAUACCUAAGAACAAUAAUUAAUAAAUUGUAAAUACAU
Messenger RNA from Anastrepha ludens (Mexican fruit fly), 6278 nucleotides. RefSeq lists its product as uncharacterized. Bases 335 to 4927 code for a protein of 1530 amino acids. Gene Ontology annotation, molecular function: S-adenosylmethionine-dependent methyltransferase activity; tRNA binding. The record is from RefSeq and is a predicted model, not a curated record. The transcript is spliced from 5 exons. Gene Ontology annotation, cellular component: nucleus; cytoplasm. Lineage: Eukaryota; Metazoa; Arthropoda; Insecta; Diptera; Tephritidae. Gene Ontology annotation, biological process: tRNA wobble uridine modification.